AUGCUGCUGCAAAAGCUAGAUGAGAAGACCCAAACCAAAUGGGAAGAGACUGCGUCAUCGGACAGGAUACCCACAGCUGGGGAAUUCUACGAUUUCCUGGAGAAGCGAUGCCAGAAGAUGGAGAACGUGCAAUACGCUAUAGCGACACACGCUGGUAGCGCUCAGGUGGGAAAAAGCCAGUCUACACACCUUAAGAAAACCUUUGUUGCCUCUAACUCUUACGCCGACCCGUCUGGAUGCCCUUUCUGCCACUCAGCGGGCCACGGAAUAUACUCGUGCAGCAUCUUCACAAAUUUAUCUCCUUUUCUGCGUCACAAGGAAGUGAAGAAGCUGUCACUGUGUUUUAACUGCUUAAAAUCGGGUCAUCGGACUCGUGCAUGCACAGGUGGCCAGUGUAGAGUUUGCGGAAGGAGGCAUCAUACCUUGCUGCACUUCGACUCAUCUAUAUCGCAAAGCUCCCCAGCUGGUUCUCCUCCAGAACGAGCAGUACAACCAGGAGCUAUUACGCCGGUUCAGGAUUCUGCCAGCAGUGUGCCGUCUCAUGCGUCUACCUCUCUUUCUGCCCAAGGUCUCCACUCCGAUAUUGUGCUGCUGGCCACAGCUGUUGUUUUGGUGAAGAAUCUAUCUGGCGUUUUGGUUCCUUGUCGCGCUAUUCUAGAUUCAGGAUCUCAGCUUCAUCUCGUUACCUCCAGGUUCGCCCAGCAGCUUCAGCUUAGGAGAACUCAAUCGUCUGCCCUUGUUUCUGGUCUGGGCGAUACUAGCGUGCCCACUGAGGGAUCCACCGUCAGCAUUUGCAUGCAGUCUCGCACUUCGGACUAUUCGACCACACUCACUGCUCUCAUCGCACCCACAAUCACAGAUAGCCAACCAAGUCUGACAGUUAAUGUAGCCGAUUGGAACAUUCCCUCCAAUAUUCAGCUUGCCGAUCCCGCAUUCUUUAAUCCUCAGCGAGUAGAUCUCCUCAUUGGCGCGAGCAUAUUCUAUGACAUUCUCUGCGUAGGACAAAUCAAGCUCAUAGAUGGAUUGCCUCUUCUGCAGAAGACCCGACUUGGGUGGAUCGUAUCUGGUGGUGGACAGAGGGUAUCAAGCUCGUCGCUUUUGGCAACCCAAAAUUCUCCGGAUUCGGAGGAUAUAAGGAAUGCAAGGUUGGAUCGAACUCUUCGUAUGUUUUGGGAUUUUGAGAAUUGUGUGGAGGCUAGCUUGAGUACAAAAGAAGAAGUGGAUUGUGAGGCGCAUUUCGUAAGCCACUUUUCACGGUUGCCAUCAGGGGAGUACUCUGUUCGACUGCCUUUAAAGCAUGAUGCUGAUCACUUGGGAGAGUCCUAUACUCAGGCGUAUUGA
Molecule: messenger RNA, 1341 nt
Organism: Drosophila obscura
Lineage: Eukaryota; Metazoa; Arthropoda; Insecta; Diptera; Drosophilidae
Exons: 1
Coding region: 1-1341 (446 amino acids)
Molecular function (GO): zinc ion binding; nucleic acid binding
Source: RefSeq, a predicted model, not a curated record